AUGAUGAAUCGAUUUCGUAAGAACAAGAAGGAGAAGGCCAAGGAGGAAUCCGAGGUCCUCGAGAUCACGCAAUCGUCGUUCACGGCCAAAUUGACGAAGAAGAACAAGAAAGAGGAACCCGAACCGACACCCGAGCUUGACCUUUCGUCAGCGCUGCCGUCGUCCGAUGACUUCCGCACCAGUCUGAUAAUGCCCAAACUGUCGGCGCGGUUCAGUAUGCUCAGAGAACAAGACGACCCGGCAUCGAUAAUCGGCAAAGCCAGCGACGAUAGCGUUCUCUUCCCCCGACGGGCCUCCCGCUUGAACAUCUUUGGACAUAACCCAAAUUUACUGUCAGACAUCGACGAAGUCUCGAUAGAUGGGAGGACACCAUCCAUGGCCCUAGGGCGCACGGAUUCUUACGCUUCGGGCGGCGAUGGCUACGGCACGGACGACGAUCGGUCACAACAAGGCAGCAUCAUGAGCCGCGCUCGUCGAACGGAAGGAAACAACCUCUUCGGUGGACGCCAGAAGGUCUACAAAAUCCCCAACAAGGCGACUUCGUCGGAAGUUAGUCUAGACUCGGGAAGCACCGCCACCGGAGGUCGUGUAGUUUAUGAUCAUGACCUGACGACGUCUGCUUUCCAGCGGCAACGUUCCGGAGAAAGAUUGGAUCAGGCAAACGAGGAGUCUGGGCAAGACCCUCAAGGCCAGGAAUCGGAAGACGCAUACAGUGUUUCUGCCAAGCGAACGACCUUUUCGUCGACGGCAUCGGGUCCUACUGCCAAUGGCCGCACGUCGACAGCUGCUACUUCGUUCGACGAACCUGCAUUUAGCGGGCCUCUUCACCAGACGUUGUCUGGUAAUACCGGCGAUGAGAAGACCAUCGUCUCCAAACCACCAUAUUCCGGGAUGGCCUCCGAGCGGAACUCGGUCAAGUCGCGUCGUCUCUAUGGCCAAGGUCUGGCACAAUCUGCCCAAAACCAGCAGAACUCGACUCUCCACCGACUGGAAAGCUUGAGCCGCCAGCGAGCCGGCACCCCGGAGAUGCCUCCUCUCAACCGUUCUUAUUCAAGAAGUGCCACCAACCUGCGCGAGAGGCUACAGAAGCUCGCAGUCGCGGAUCCGACAGGUGGCUUCCCCCAGCCAACCAGCCCGCUAUCAUCGACGGCUUCUCCGAUUUAUCAGGUCGCCGAGGUGGAACCAAAAGAACGCAAGUCGGGGGGAUCUGGAUACAGCGUCCCUCCGCUGAGCCCUCCGGCUAGUGAAGAGGGGGCACUGAUGUCUGCCCUACAACCUGAAGAUCAUGGCAAAGCCACGGCCAUGGGCUAUUUCAACAAGCCGAGAACCCCCUUUGACGAAAGCCAGUUCACUCGACGCCAGCUUCAGAUGCACCAAGGGAGAGACACGCCGCCCCCUGGGCGAGCGACUCCGCAAGAGCCGAUUGGACGGUCAAGAGGCCCUUCCAGCGCGAGUCAACGUUCCAGAGCCGGAUCUGCUUCCUCCCAUUAUAGCGAAGCCCGGCAUCCGGUGGGCCGAUCCGCCGCAACGAGUGUCAAUGCCUCGCCGCCUCGCCAGGAAAACACCACCUUUUUGUCGAACUCUAGUCCAAGCGAUUCGGACAACGAAGGCGACGCCAUCGUGCAGGAAAUGGCAGAUUACAACGACCUAGUACAUCCUGCUUUCCGAUCCGAAACACCAACCCAACCCUCGACUCCUCCCGAGGAGCAGAAGAACCCUCUUCCGGAAGUGAGGUAUUCGGACUUAGGCGACCUGAAGCCGAUAGCAGAGAAUGACGGCGUCGAAGGAACCCCUGACCACGGAGAUACGAUUCCCGAAAAACCCGAUUCGCCAACCCUUGGCCCGUCUGGCCUGGGCCUCAGUGGUCUUGUGCGUACUCACCUUCGACGUGACAGUGAUAAGUCAUCCAUUUACCGGCCGCCUUCCCCCGUGUCUGCCCCCAAGAUCGCAGGCGGCGACAACCUGCCUGACCCUUCCAUUAAACGAUUUGACCUGGGAGAGUCCGCGCUUCCGUCCGCCACGCCGAGUUCCUCCAUUGAGCCCAAGGCCAACCCGCAUGCUUCGUGGGAAAAAGAGUUGAUGCGCGGACAUCGACGUGGAGCCAGCACCGAGACCCAAAGAGAGCGGGAAGAGUUUGCCAACGAACUGGCAGAGCGGCGGAGGAAGGUGCAGGAGAAGCUCAAGGGCUUCGCUGAAAGUGAGAGCCGAUCGGCCAGUCCGGUCUCUGGUCGCCAGACUCCGGAUCAUGGCCAGGGAAGACCGGGCAACGCGUUUGCUCUCCUGAAGAACAAGACGGGUAAACACAAUCUUUUCGGUAGACCAGAUCCCCGGAAUCCCAAGGUACUCGGCCUUGGAAAUGCCUCCACUCCGGCCCUGGUCUCGGAUGAGCUCUGGCGCGAAGAGGAGGAACGGCCGUCGUUCAACCUUGGCAAACACUCCAAUUCUAGCUCGCCACAGAUUGCUCCCGAUAAGUCAGUGCGGUCUCGUGUGGCGGCUUUGGGCCGAAGCAGCCAGGAGGACUCUCGCGAGUCGAGCCGCAGCCGUGCCGCUUCUCCCCAUUCGAGCUUUCGAUCGCAAAGGGACCGCUCGAGCUCCGACGCCUCUGGUCGCUCCAAGAGCCACACCCGGCGCGACCGGGAUGAUCUGGGAACCGUGGAGGAGAUCGCUGCUCCUGGACCUCCAGGACCACCUGCGUUCCACGAUUUCGAGCAGCGCAGCAUGGCCUCAGUCCCGUCAUCCACCCGGCCAUCCGUGGAGGUCAACGAGCCGCCUAUGUAUGAGCGCGCGCCAUCCGCUGCCUCUGGCCGAUUCCGCAGCGGCAGCCGGUCCGCGACCCCAAGUUUCCCCGAACGACCCCCUCCACCCCCAUCUGUCCCUGCCUCGAUGAUCGGAGCCUCUCCACGCCCUUCCCCUAUCGCUCCCUACUCCGCCAAUGCCACCCCACCUCUGCAGGACUCCUCUCCUGACCCUUCUAUCAAACCGGCUGCCACCUUCCCGGCUGCUCUCCCCCAGCGGGCCCCGGGACACGGCCACCUGACGAAGCGUCCUAUCAACAAGAUGCAGAUUUCGGAACCCACCUUCGUAUCUUGCACGUCCAACGUUCCCACUGUCGGUCUUCCCGCCGGAGCCAGCCUCAGCAACGGCAUGGAAACUCCGCCGAUCCCCCCCAUGAACCCGCGGCGCCGCCGCCAGACUACCACACAGACCAUCUUGGGGGCCAUCAAGGGCGAGAAGCACGAAUCGCACUAUGUACCCUCAACGGUGAGCAUUCCUGGGGAUGAGCAUAGCACCUUCUCCGACGAGGGCGAGCGACGGCCUAAAUCCAGGCACAACAGGCUUCGCAAAACCUCCAGUGAGGGAGGAAAUUUGAAUGCGAGGGCGCGUCAGCAACAGGCCCUCUCCGAGACGCCACCAGCUGUUCCAGCAUACCCACCACCUCCCGUUCCGAUGGAAGGCGGCAUGUUCUGA
Messenger RNA from Aspergillus affinis, 3468 nucleotides. RefSeq lists its product as uncharacterized. Lineage: Eukaryota; Fungi; Ascomycota; Eurotiomycetes; Eurotiales; Aspergillaceae. The coding region runs from base 1 to 3468 and encodes 1155 amino acids. The record is from RefSeq and is a predicted model, not a curated record. The transcript has a single exon.